AUGUUAUUAUUUCCCACAUGCCCAGUUUAACAGUACAGAACAAAAAUAGCCCUGCAUGGUAACAUUUUUGUAUUUAUGAGCCUCCAUUUAUUGUACUACUGCAGUGAACCAACCUUGGAUGUGAAAAUUGCCUUUUGUCAGGGAUUCGAUAAACAAGUGGAUGUGUCAUAUAUUGCCAAACAUUACAACAUGAGCAAAAGCAAAGUUGACAACCAGUUCUACAGUGUGGAAGUGGGAGACUCAACCUUCACAGUUCUCAAGCGCUACCAGAAUCUAAAGCCUAUUGGCUCUGGGGCUCAGGGAAUAGUUUGUGCUGCGUAUGAUGCUGUUCUUGACAGAAAUGUGGCCAUUAAGAAGCUCAGCAGACCCUUUCAGAACCAAACGCAUGCCAAGAGAGCUUACCGGGAGCUGGUCCUCAUGAAGUGUGUGAACCAUAAAAACAUUAUUAGUUUAUUAAAUGUCUUCACACCCCAGAAAACGCUGGAGGAGUUCCAAGAUGUUUACUUAGUAAUGGAACUGAUGGAUGCCAACUUGUGUCAGGUGAUUCAGAUGGAGUUAGACCACGAGCGAAUGUCUUACCUGCUAUACCAAAUGUUGUGUGGCAUCAAGCACCUUCACUCUGCUGGAAUUAUUCACAGGGACUUGAAACCAAGUAACAUUGUAGUCAAGUCUGAUUGUACAUUGAAAAUCCUAGACUUUGGAUUGGCCAGGACAGCAGGCACAAGCUUCAUGAUGACUCCUUAUGUGGUGACACGUUAUUACAGGGCCCCCGAGGUUAUUCUGGGAAUGGGCUACAAGGAGAACGUUGACAUGUGGUCAGUAGGGUGCAUCAUGGGAGAAAUGAUAAAAGGUGCAGUGCUGUUUCCUGGCACUGAUCAUAUUGACCAGUGGAACAAGGUAAUUGAGCAACUAGGAACACCAUGUCCAGAAUUCAUGAAGAAAUUGCAACCCACAGUAAGAAACUAUGUGGAGAAUCGGCCCAAGUAUGCAGGACUCACCUUCCCCAAGCUCUUUCCAGAUUCCCUCUUCCCAGCGGACUCCGAGCACAAUAAACUCAAAGCCAGCCAAGCCAGGGACUUGUUGUCAAAGAUGCUAGUGAUUGACCCAGCAAAAAGGAUAUCAGUGGACGACGCCUUACAGCAUCCGUACAUCAAUGUGUGGUAUGAUCCUGCCGAAGUGGAGGCGCCCCCACCCCAGAUAUACGACAAACAGCUGGAUGAAAGAGAACACACCAUUGAAGAAUGGAAAGAACUUAUUUACAAGGAAGUCAUGAGUUCAGAAGAAAAGACUAAGAAUGGCGUUGUGAAAGGACAGCCUUCUCCUUCAGGUGCAGCAGUGAACAGCAGUGAGAGUCUCCCUCCAUCCUCGUCUGUCAACGAUAUCUCCUCCAUGUCCACUGACCAGACCCUGGCAUCUGACACUGACAGCAGCCUGGAAGCCUCGGCAGGACCCCUGGGUUGUUGCAGGUGA
Molecule: messenger RNA, 1470 nt
Organism: Balaenoptera ricei (Rice's whale)
Lineage: Eukaryota; Metazoa; Chordata; Mammalia; Artiodactyla; Balaenopteridae
Gene: MAPK10
Product: mitogen-activated protein kinase 10
Exons: 13
Coding region: 76-1470 (464 amino acids)
Biological process (GO): JNK cascade; protein phosphorylation
Cellular component (GO): cytoplasm; nucleus
Molecular function (GO): JUN kinase activity; ATP binding
Source: RefSeq, a predicted model, not a curated record